UAAUGUGGUUAAUCACUUGAACCGGACCGUAAAAUAUACGAAAACGUCAAGCCGUUUUAUGUUCAGUAUAAAGUGAAAAAUCGAGCUCUUCAUCGUCUACAAUCGGAUUCUGCUUCUGCAGAGCGGCCAUGAAAGCCCUUGCUUUGGCUACUUCUAGGGCAACAACGUCAUCAUCUUUACCUGCACUUGAGAAUUUAUGUCAAUUUCAAGAAUCAAUUAAUCAGUUUAAAUCAAACCGAAAACCCGUCAUCGGAAAAACCGAAGCUUCUUCAACAGGUAACACUCGUACUCACACCCCCCUAAACCCUCACCUCAAAAACCCUAACUCAUUAAAACUCUCACAAAAACCCGUUGAUCAUCAUUACUUUUCUAAAAUUCUCUCCAGAAAUGACUGGUUUUUAUUGCUUAACCAUGAGUUUAAAGCCAAGAGAAUAAUUUUGAAUCCUCAGUUUGUUAUUAGUAUCUUACAAAAUCAAGAAAACCCAUUAUACCUUUUGAAAUUCUAUAUAUGGGUAUUGAAUGUCGACCCUUUAUUUGCAAAGGAUCAGUCUAUUAGAGGUGUUUUAGCUAAUUGUUUACAUAGGAAAGGUCCUGUUGUAUUGUCUGUUGAUUUGCUUACGGAUAUUAAAAACUCCGGUUUUCGGAUUAACGAAGAAUUGCUUUGUGUUUUGAUUGGUAGUUGGGGUAGAUUAGGGCUGGCAAAGUAUUGUGAUGAGAUAUUUGGGCAGAUUUCAUUUUUGGGGAUUAAUCCUAGUACAAGGCUGUAUAAUGCAGUUAUUGACGCAUUAGUAAAAUCGAAUUCGCUUGAUUUAGCUUAUCUUAAGUUCCAACAGAUGUCGGCUGAUAAUUGUAAAGCCGAUAGGUUUACUUAUAAUAUACUUAUUCAUGGAGUUUGUAGGAGUGGUGUUGUGGACGAGGCGCUCCGUUUGGUUAAGCAGAUGGAAGGUUUAGGUCAUACGCCUAAUGUGUUCACUUAUACGAUGUUAAUUGAUGGUUUCUUUAACGCAAAGAAGGUCGAUGAAGCGUUUAGUGUUUUAGAUACAAUGAAGGCUCGCAAUGUGAGUCCUAAUGAAGCUACAGUUAGAUCAUUCAUUCAUGGGGUCUUUCGUUGUGUGGCUCCGAAUAAAACAUUUGAGAUAGCAAUACAGUUUAUCGAAAGGCAGCAUGUCUUGCAGAGACUGGCUUGUGAUACACUAUUAUGUUGUUUGUCAAGCAAUAAUAUGGCAAGAGAGACCGGUGCUCUGUUGAAGAAAUUUGGGAAGAUAGGCUACAAGCCUGACAGUGCAGCAUUUAACAUUGCAAUGAAUUGUUUGAUAAAGGGCUUGGAUCUAAACGAGACUUGCGAUAUAUUAGAUGAAUUUGUUGAGAAAGGCUUGAAAUUGGUCUUUAGGACCUAUCUUACACUGAUUGUAGCUUUAAAUAAGGCUGGAAAAUGUACGGAAGCGGACAAGUAUUUUAAUCAGAUGGUUAAGGAUGGACUUUUAUCUAAUGUCUGUUCUUAUAACAUGGUAAUAGAUUGUUUCUGCAAAACCAGAAUGAUGGAUAAAGCAGCAAAGGCUUUCAAAGAGAUGGAAUAUAAAGGUAUAAUACCUAAUCUCGUUACUUUCAAUACCCUUAUCAGUGGGUUCUGCAAAGAGGGAGAGGUAUGCAAGUCGAGGGAUUUAUUAGAGAUGAUUUUAGAACAUGGGUUUAAACCUGAUAUAUUCACUUUUAGUUCAAUAAUUGAUGGCCUUUGUCGAUCAAAACGGGUUGAGGAUGCUUUAAGUUGUUUCACAGAAAUGGUUGAGUGGGGCAUCUCUCCCAAUGCUGUCACAUACAAUACAUUAAUUCAUUCUUUGUGUAUCAUAGGGGAUAUUCCAAGAGCAAUGAAACUCUUCCGAAAAAUGCAGAUGGAUGGUAUAAGCCCUGAUGUUUUUACUUUCAAUGCACUUAUUCAAGGAUUUUGCAUAAUGGGAAAGGCAGAGAAUGCAGAGAAGCUUUUAUCUUCAAUGCUGUCAUUGGGUUUGGUUCCAGAUAAUUACACUUAUGGUGCUUUUAUCAAGGUGUUCUGCGAAUCAGGGAGAUUUAAUGAAGCUAAGGAGAUAUUUCUCUCAAUGGAAGCAAAUGGUUGCUUACCUGAUUCCUUUACAUGCAAAAUAAUAUUGGACGCUUUAGUUACACAAGGUCAGCUUGAAGAGGCCAAAAAACUUGCCAAAACAUGUAAUAAGAGGGGCAUUUUUGUGAAUGUUUCUAUUGGACAAGAGGAUUCUGCUCUUCCUGAUUGAUAAGUCCAUGAUGCUUUAUUUAUAUUUUUCGCUUUAGAAGCAAAGCAAUCACAAGAAACCAGACUGCUGCUCAUAUCAUUUGUGGAAUCAUGUAUAUCCGAUACUUGGUAUGGGUGGUCUAAGCAGAUGUUCACUAAAACUGUGAGCAAUCAACGCCACCUCCAGAAAAGCUGGUUCCUGAAGAUUGAGUCCAGCUGAGAUAUCUCUUUGCCAAAUGAAGCAGAAUAGCAUCAACUUUUAAUUUCAACAUUCUGUGAGACUACUGUGCUUGUGUACUCCAUUUUCUUUACACAGUUGUUGAGACUUGAGAGCGAGGAGGUCAUUUUUCUGACGUUACGUGUUAUCAUAACUUUCACAUAUUUGGAAAGUAAAAGCAAACUUACAUUUCCUGGGGUGGCAUGGAGAGAUUCUGAAGGCACAUUACCGUCUUCUGACAUUGCUCCCUUGUAGCAUAUUUUAUCCUUUGCUGGCUAGAUGGACUACUUCUGGUCUGUCUGUUUGACUGUCCAGCCGCAGGAUUAUUGUACGUUGGUUGAAAAGGCUUCAGUGGAUUGGAGUUAAUUGAAUGCCUGAGGAAGAUAAGUCUAGACACUUCUUUUUA
Messenger RNA from Mercurialis annua (annual mercury), 2865 nucleotides. RefSeq names its product putative pentatricopeptide repeat-containing protein At3g16890, mitochondrial. Lineage: Eukaryota; Viridiplantae; Streptophyta; Magnoliopsida; Malpighiales; Euphorbiaceae. The transcript has 2 exons. The coding region runs from base 129 to 2264 and encodes 711 amino acids. Gene Ontology annotation, molecular function: protein binding. The record is from RefSeq and is a predicted model, not a curated record.